CCUCGAACCCGGAAGUAAGGUUUAUUUACGAUAAACAAGCGAAACAAGACCAUAUGGGUGUUUGUAUUUUCGCCUAGACAUUGAAUUUGUUACCAAGAUGUAGAUGUUGGAUGUUUUGAAACUCUGUCUCUGGUAUCGGGAUUCCUUUGAAUUAACGAAAUGAGUUUACAAAUGCCAGAGGUAAUCGACGGGAAUGGAGAGAGUUUGGGACUUCCCGAUCACUUCCUCAAUAUUCCCUUGAUUGCACUUCGCUAUUCCGUGAGGAGAGUCAUCGCUCUGCAUCUCAACACUCCUUCGGAAGUCGUGGACGAAGAGACAGGAUAUGUUAACGAUUACAAUGGUUUAGCAGAGUUCGUCGGAUUUUCAUACUUGGAAAUCAAACACUUCGGAAGGCAGAAAAGCCCGACCGAGGAAUUAUUGGAAGAAUGGGAAACACGAGACAAUCUGCAGGUUUCGCCGACUGUGGGCAGCCUGUGGGAGGGUCUUUACAUUCUCAACAGAUUCGAUGUCAUGAAGGAUUGUCAAUUGGCUAUAGUAAAAGAUGUAGAAGCUUUCUUAAGGAACAAAGAAAGACAGGAAGACAUGAUACAACCUGUGCAGAGUAAUGAUGUUUCACAAAGCUCAGACCACCAAGUUAACGAGGAGACCAUUUUAUGUAAAGGGGAUGUUGACAACAACACCCCCCAGUUCUUUGAUGCAUUUGUGUCUUACAACCACGAGGGAAAAGAUCUCAAUUUCGUAAAGGAUAUGAUUCAGACACUGGAAGGUGAACCGCACAAACUGAAGCUGUUCAUUCCAGGCAGGGACGACCUGCCCGGUGCAGCUAAAUAUGUUAUAGAGGCAAAGCUCAUUGAGUCACGCUGCCGAAGGAUGGUCAUCAUUCUCUCCAAUAAUUACCUGCAGAGUAGUGCCUGUGACUUCCAGUCUAAAUUUGCUCAUGCCUUGUCUCCAGGUGCUCGGAGCAAGAAACUCAUUCCUGUCAUCAUAGAGCCUAUGAAGGUAAUCCCACAGAUACUGCGUCAUGUGACUUUGUGUGACUACACCAAAGUUGAUCUACAGGAGUGGUUUUGGAACCGUCUCUCCUCUGCUAUCAAGCAGCCACUUGACCCAGUCGCUAGUGGUUGGGGUCAAGGAUCAAGCUCAUCUUGCUCUUCAAAUGGGUCAAUGUCCUCAGUGGCAUCUUCACCAGAUAGCGCCAUCGGACAAUCACUGUCAUCCAGUUCAGACAUUAAAAUGGAGAUAUCCAGUGAAAGUUUGGAGGACAUUAGGUCCGAUUGGGUCGACUUAAGCGGUGACUUCUCUCAGAAUGAAUCUUCGAUGUCACUCUCUAUUUCUCCCCCAUCAAUAACCUCAUUUUCAGCACCAAACCCUUCCUACAUUGCCACUGCUAAACAAGCAGAGAAGUCUAGCAUUGUCUACAAAAGACAAUCAUCAGCAACUGGUUCAACAGGUUCUUCAGGUAGAGGGAAGAAACCAGACUUUAAAAAGAGAUUGAUGGACAGAUUUGGAAAAUUGACAAGUGCAAAAUUUAAAGGGUCAAGUAGCUCAUCAGCCAAAGAUAACUCAUCUUAAACAUUUCUACUCAGAAAAGACUAUGUUUACAGAAAGCUUUAUUGUUUUUAUCCCCAUCCAACAAAGUUGGUGGGGGGGUUUACAGAUGGGUUCCAGUCGUCCUUCCAUCCUUCAGAAUCGCUUUCGGUAGACUUGUUACCUCAUUCCCUCGAUCAAGUUUGAUUAUCGGCAUAUUCAGCGCCUAUAAUAGGCUAUUUGAUGUGGCUGCUGUGAUCUGAUUGGCUGAUUGCUUUCUGCACAAUAUCUUUUGAAGGAAUAACUGAUUUUGAUGAAACUUGCUUGGUAGACUUUUUACUAAUUAUGAUGAUAACUUUCACAGGAACUUGAAGACUUAACACAAAUACAUAUAAUUAUUCUCAAUGCUAUGUCACAUGUUUUUAUGUAUGUUGCCCCCUUUAAUUUCAUGUAAUAAAUACAAUAUUUGCAUGGACGGGGAAUCAUGAUGACUAUGUCUUUGUUUUUUUAAGGCCUGCUAACAUUACUACUUGUUAAUAACUUUUAUACCCACUGUGUUGUCAACACGGUAAAAUCUUUCAUGUAUUUUCUGUAAUUUUGAUUUUGGUCACACCUUUUCUUGAAUAAAUGGACAAUGAAGUAUGUCUUUUUAAAACAUACACGUAUGCCAAAAUGAUUCUCAAGUUCAUGCUCAUUCCAGAUGUAUACUUAUGAUAUAGCUACAUGAUAAUGUUUCAUUUGACACUACUACAUAUCAGCUUUUGUCAAAUGGCUCGAUAAACAUGCUCUCUUGUCUUUCAAAAUAAUAGCCAAUAUUUGAUAAAGCGUUCAUAAGUCAUGAAAUAAACUGUCACAAACAUGACCAUGGCAGUCAUUGCUUUGUGGAUUUUUUCUUGGUACUAUGUAAUGUAUUAAGUCAUUACUGUGAUGUGUUAAGUCAUUACUGUGAUGUAUUAAGUCAUUACUAUGAUGUGUUAAGUCAUUACUGUGAUGUGUUAAGUCAUUACUAUGAUGUGUUAAGUCAUUACUGUGAUGUGUUAAGACAUUACUGUGAUGUGUUAAGUCAUUACUGUGAUGUGUUAAGUCAUUACUGUGAUGUGUUAAGACAUUACUGUGAUGUAUCAAAUCAUUACUGUGAUGUGAUAAGUCAUUACUGUGAUAUGUUAAGUCAUUACUGUGAUGUGAUAAGUCAUUACGGUGGUGUGUUAAAUCACUUCUGUGAGUUGUUAAGUCACUACUGUGAUGUGUUAAGUCAUUACUGUGAUGUGAUAAGUCAUUACUGUGAUGUGUUAAGUCAUUACUGUGAUGUGUUAAGUCAUUACUGUGAUGUGUUAAGACAUUGCUGUGAUGUAUCAAAUCAUUACUGUGAUGUGUUAAGUCAUUACUGUGAUGUGUUAAGUCAUUACUGUGAUGUGAUAAGUCAUUACUGUGGUGUGUUAAAUCACUUCUGUGAGUUAAGUCACUACUGUGAUGUGUUUAUUCAUUACUGUGAUGUGUUAAGUCACUACUGUGAUGUGUUAAGUCAUUACUGUGAUGUGUUAAGUCAUUACUGUGAUGUGUUAAGUCAUUAAUGUGAUGUGUUAAGACAUUGCUGUGAUGUGUUAAGUCAUUACUGUGAUGUGUUAAGUCAUUACUGUGAUGUGUUAAGUCAUUACUGUGAUGUGUUAAGUCAUUACUGUGAUGUGAUAAGUCAUUACUGUGGUGUGUUAAAUCACUUCUGUGAUGUGUAAAGUCAUUAAUGUGAUGUGUUAAGACAUUGCUGUGAUGUGUUAAGUCAUUACUGUGAUGUGUUAAAUCAUUACUGUGAUGUGAUAAGUCAUUACUGUGAUGUGUUAAGUCAUUACUGUGAUGUGUUAAGUCAUUACUGUGAUGUGAUAAGUCAUUACUGUGAUGUGAUAAGUCAUUACGGUGGUGUGUUAAAUCACUUCUGUGAGUUGUUAAGUCACUACUGUGAUGUGUUAAGUCAUUACUGUGAUGUGUUAAGACAUUACUGUGAUGUGUUAAGUCACUACUGUGAUGUGUUAAGUCACUACUGUGACGUGUUAAGUCAUUGCUGUGAUGUGUUAAGUCAUUACUGUGAUGUGUUAAGUCAUUACUGUGAUGUGUUAAGUCAUUACUGUGAUGUGUUAAAUCAUUACUGUGAUGUGAUAAGUCAUUACUGUGAUGUGUUAAGACAUUGCUGUGAUGUGUUAAGUCAUUACUGUGAUGUGUUAAGACAUUACUGUGAUGUGUUAAGACAUUGCUGUGAUGUAUUAAAUCAUUACUGUGUUGUGAUAAGUCAUUACUGUGAUGUGUUAAGUCAUUACUGUGAUGUGUUAAGUCAUUACUGUGAUGUGUUAAGUCAAUACUGUUCUUAUGUCCACGGGGCCUUAAAUGGCUUAAAUGGACGUUAUUUUUUUUUAUAUUUUAGCACACUUAUUUCAAGCAGUAACUAUAUUACUGCAGUCAUGAAGUUAACUUAGAAAUAGUAGUCAUUUUACAUGAAUGUUAACAUUGUACUAUGAAGUAUUGUGUUAUUUAUGUUACCCUCGAGUUUAAGCCGUUCACGCCUACUGACCAUGUUGGAACUAACAUGAUAAAUGAAUGGCAGAGGCCACUUCAGUUACUUGUGGUUGGAAGGGUUGAAUGGAUAUGGUUAGUCUUUCAUUUCAUUACUCUUAAUACAAUUUCACUUUUUCAUUGUGAAGAAAUUGAAGCAGCCCAUAUAUACUUAGUGGUUUGAGAAGCUUUUGGGUUUCUAUCCAUGUUGGAUCACUCAUUAUAUAUGUUAUUUAAUCAGAAAACUUAUACCCUCAGUAGGGGAGUUGGGCUGUUCUUUUGUUGUUUUAUAACCUAUUAUAAAAUAGGAUAUAUGUUUAUAAAAAAAUCUACUGUUAUUUAAACCAGAAUUCAGUUGGUUAUUGAAAACUAUAGGAGCUAAUAUAGUUAUUUUUGACAAAGCAUUCCUGUUAAUUCACAACAAGGCCAAGUACACUGCUAGUUUUUGACAAUGUGUUUUCAUUUGUGACUUAAUUUUAGUUAAUGGCAUUUUUUUUUUUUAAUUGUAGUCCUUAAUGUAGAAAAAUAUGUACCACACACUCCCAAAUGAGCUACAUCCUGUAUGUACAUGUACCAACAGGUUAUUAGGAAUAUAUCCUUAGAUGUUUCAUCAGUCUCUUGUUGUUUUUUUUAUUGUUUUUGUGUAGAUAAUCAUAAACUUUAUGAUAUGAUCAUAUCUUUUUUUUACUGAGCUAUUCGUAAAUUUUUAUGAACAAGACUUUCUUCUUGUCUUAACAUAUUGACUGCAUAUGUAUGUAUCUUAAGUUGUUUAUAGCAGAAGUUUUAUACAUGUGUAGUAUAAGGGGCUGCACUGGUUAAGGUGUCCAGACACUUUAUCACUAGCCCUCCACCUCUGGGUCACGAGUUCAUAACUUUGGGUAGUUGUCAGGUACUGACCUUAGGCUGGUGUGUUAUCUCGGGGUACUCUAGCUUUCCUCCACCUCCAAAUUAUAGCAUGUCCUUAAAUGACCCUGGCUGUUAAUAGGAUGUUAAAUAAUUUCAACCAAACAAACCAAAUUUGUACAUAUAUAUAUAUAUGGAUAUGUGCCUUUAUGCAUCUCCUUUACCUUGCUAGAACAAAGUGCUUAUAAUUUAAUGAAAUGUAAAUAACUACAGUGUAGGAAUUGGUGUUAUCAAUUUUAUUAAAGUUAACUAUAUUGGCACACAAUUAAUGUGUGAAAUAUGUUCAUAAUAAAGAUUACCUAGUGAAAUUUGGCCAGAUUAGAAAAUCAAACUAUAUAUUUUACUAAAAUAAAUCAUAAUUUUUAUAAUUAUAUUUUAACAUAAAUGGCUUUGUCAUAAGAUUUAAAGUAGUCAUGUUAUGUACACACCUUCCUUGUGUGUGAGGUCUAUUACAGUGUAUGUAGGCAGUUGUCCUCUCUGACCCAUUUUAUACCAUAUCAUACAAACAAUAGUUAUCAAUAUUUUAAACGGGUUUCCAACUGUUGUUUAUGUUCUGUGGUAAAAGUGUGGAAACUGUUACGUCCUCUGGGAAUGGUGUGAAGCAGAAAGUGAUUCCUACAGCUAUGGUUUGUACCUUGUAAGGAUGUGUACAUGAAAAUGAGUUUGUUCUAUAG
Pecten maximus is the source of this 5642-nucleotide messenger RNA. RefSeq names its product myeloid differentiation primary response protein MyD88-like. Gene Ontology annotation, molecular function: TIR domain binding; Toll-like receptor binding. The record is from RefSeq and is a predicted model, not a curated record. Lineage: Eukaryota; Metazoa; Mollusca; Bivalvia; Pectinida; Pectinidae. The transcript is spliced from 6 exons. The coding region runs from base 160 to 1572 and encodes 470 amino acids. Gene Ontology annotation, biological process: MyD88-dependent toll-like receptor signaling pathway; defense response to Gram-positive bacterium; innate immune response. Gene Ontology annotation, cellular component: plasma membrane.